Molecule: messenger RNA, 483 nt
Organism: Prunus mume (Japanese apricot)
Lineage: Eukaryota; Viridiplantae; Streptophyta; Magnoliopsida; Rosales; Rosaceae
Source: RefSeq, a predicted model, not a curated record
AUGAUUAAGGAAAAAUCUAGGGCAUGGCACGACUUACUCCCUGAAGCCCUUUGGGCUUACCGAGUCUCAAAACGAUUGGCUACUAGCACAUCCCCUUAUGCCUUAACCUACGACCAUGUCGCCAUCGUUCCGAUGGAGUUAAAGGUUCGGUCUAUCCAUGUGACCGAACGACCUGGGCAGGAAGAGAAGGACUAUACGCAAGCCAUGGCUCAGGAGUUAGAAGACUCGGAGCAAAAGCAGGAAGGUCUACAACAGGAAGGUGAAGCAAAAGACUUUUGCCGAAGGCGACUUGGUAUGGCAAAUUCUCGGUUCGGCAAAUUCUCACCCAAUUGGGAAGGGCCAUUUAUUAUCCAACAAAUUCCUGGCCGAGAUGCAUUUCAGUUGAGAGAUAGGGAUGGAGAAUUGCACAACUUGCCAAUAAACGGCCAAUAUUUGAAGAGAUAUACCCCGUCAUUAUGGGAGACGGCCCAGAAUGGGUUAUGA